GGGGCGUGGCCUCACGUGCACAGUCAGGGCUUUGAGUCAGCACAGGUGAGCUCGUGCUCGUGCGCGCACAGGAGGAUACGCAGGUGCUUCGGUCCCUGCUGUCCGAGACGCCAAGGACGUUUCUUCUCUUGUGUCUUUUUGUGUUUGGGAAUAUAAUUUAAGAAAGCCGAGCGGCUGUCGUCCUGUUUUAAUAAAAUUAUGAAGUUUGACGAAUUAAAGAGCUUAAGCACAAUUUUUCACGUCUUUUUACUCAGCUUUACUUCUUUUCAAGGUGCGCGCUGUGGGCUGGUGGUCUCUCCUGACGGUCCCACUCAGGUGAACGCUGUAGCUGGCAGCAAUGUGACUCUGCAUGUGUCCUUCAGUGGUGCCUCCGACCCAGCGGUUAUCUGGUUUAUGAACAGUAUACCUGUCGUCACAUGGACUAUCGGCUCGUCUGUUUCCCCGGACAUUGCCGAAAACAGGAGGAACGUGCUGAGGAUCCAGCCAAAUGGAUCCCUUAGCUUUGUGAAUGUGUCCCUUGUCUAUACCAGUAACUACACAGUUGAAAUGACAAAGUCUGGACUGGGAAAAUCCUCGGCUACUUUCACUCUGACAGUAUUUGAAAUCUUCCAGAAUGUGAGUUUGAGCAGCCAGUCUGAGUUUGCCAUUGAAGGGGCUGAAAGGUUCACCCUGCAGUACAGCAUGCUGCGAGGAGUCGUCAAGCAACAGGUGUGGUUCUUCAGUGGCGCAGAGAUAAACACCAACUCGCACUACUCAGUGGAGGAACGGAGCCUUGUGAUCCUCAAGCCAAGCCGAAACGACACGGGACAGUACAGCGUGUUACUGACGAACCCCUUCAGCAGCGCGGCAGUUCACAUGAAUGUCUCUGUGAUGUAUGGUCCAGAUGAGCCCAUACUUGAGGUCCGUCCGACUCAGCCUUUUUACCUGUCAGGAGACUCUCUAAGCCUCUCAUGCCAGGCUGAUGGAUUCCCACAGCCGACUGCUGAGUGGGUCUUUGGUGGUCAGGCCCUUUCUGCUUCCGUCAGAGGAGUCCUUAAUCUUACAAAUGUGCAGACCAGUCAAGGAGGCUUAUAUACAUGCACGCUGGUCAAUGAGCAGACCAAAAAUCAGCGCAAAGAAUACGUGAUUUUAAAUGUUUAUGAGAGGCCUCUGGGCAACCCAGUGUGCUCUGUGCACUCGGUGAAUAACACCCACCUGCAGUACUACUGUCUGUGGCCUGGAGGGACCCCACAGGCCCAGCUUUCUUUUCCACUGUUCAGCAACACCAGCAGUGGAGCAAGGAACUUCAGCCUGACAGUCGCGGCCUCAGAUAACCUCAACGGGAAAACUGUAACAUGCAUGGCAGACCAUCCAACUGAACAGAAUAAGUGCAACAUUACUGCAAGUAGUCCGGCGAAGUUCCUGCCAGCUGUGAGAACCACAGUUGACUCUGAGGGCAAAAUAGUGGUCACCAUCGGCUGUGUCAGCGAGGCCUCGCCUGAGGCUGUGGUGUCAUGGACCAAAGGAAAUGAGGCUGUCACCAGUGGGACAACGUACCAAAUCAGCAGUGACGCCACACAGCUCAACAUUCGUGAUUACAAUGUCAGCAACUUCCUCCUCCAAAACUACACGUGCACCUGCCGCAACCCUCUGGGCAGCCAGGAGAGGGAAAUUCAAUUAAGAGGCCCGACAAUCUCAGAUUCCAGUUUGUUCCCUAAUCAAGAUGGAACCAUCAUCACAUUGACCUGGGAGGUCCCACCUACCGCUGUUGUUACAGGGUUUGACAUCCAGAUGAAAGGACCAGACCUCCUAAGCAAAAGUCGUAAUGGCACCCAAACUCGUGGCAGUUCCAACAAAUUUCGUACUAUUCAGCAGAAACCUGGCUCUUCCAGGAGCACAGACAUCUUCAUCCUCGAUCCCAACCUGACAUACAGGUUUCGGAUCAUCCCCAAAGCUCGUAUGACUGAAGGGGAGCCAUCCAAGGUCCACAGAAUUGGUCCAGGUGAAGGGCUGAGUGGUCCCGCCAUUGCUGGCCUCGCAGCUGGAAUCCCCUGCAGCCUUCUCUUCCUGCUCCUGCUGUGCGGCUUCAUCUACCUCUGUGUCCACUGCAACAAGGACAGAAGUCGACAGACGAGAUAUCCAGUGUCGAGAGCAGUUGAGAAGGCAAUAACAACCCAAACAGACACAACUCCUCAUAACCUGCUGACAGGAGGGCUGAAGUCUCUCCCUGAUUACAACAGAUUACAGCAGACUCCCUCUGAAAGAUCAGUGGCUCUCCCCAGCUUUGUGCCUCCACCGCCUGUCAGAGUUGCUACGACAGUCUAAACUCCAGAAUUUGCUUCGAUGUGUAAUUUUGUACAGCAUGUUAUGUGUUUUAUCCUUAAUGUGUGAGAUUUUCUAUAUUUUUAUCACGAUUUUAACUAAAAUAAGGUUAUAAAUUCAUUUCAGUGGAUAUUUGUAUUAUUUUCCUGUAUAAUCUGCAGUUUAAAACUCAACAUUUUAUUCUGUUUAUUCAUAAUAAAAAGCCGUAAGAAAACUGGUAUUUCCUUCUUCCAA
This is a messenger RNA of Scatophagus argus, 2535 nucleotides long. It is a transcript of the gene vsig10l, whose product is annotated as V-set and immunoglobulin domain containing 10 like. The record is from RefSeq and is a predicted model, not a curated record. The transcript has 12 exons. Gene Ontology annotation, molecular function: protein binding. The coding region runs from base 199 to 2304 and encodes 701 amino acids. Lineage: Eukaryota; Metazoa; Chordata; Actinopteri; Scatophagidae.